UUUUUUUUUUUUUCUUUCCUUACACACCAAACACGGAAACUCACCCUCUUUCUCUUCUCGUGUCUGUCCGAUCUGACUCACUAUUCUAACUCGUUCUCUCUCUUCAAUCCCCUCAACUCAGUUAUGAAGCUGUAGUUUUCCUCUCCACGAAAGCUUCGUUUAUUCGAGGGCUAGGGUUUACGCAUCGAAGCAAAGCCCAAGUUGGGAGUUUUUUUUCCUUUCCUUUUUUGGUCGAUUCUUAUGGUUCGAUAUUUUGGGAUGUUCUACUAAGUGGUGGGUCUGUGAAUUUAGCUGAAAUGGUGCCCGUUUUAUAUGGGUUACGGGGUUUUUCGAGUGUGUCAAUGGUUGCUUGGUGGAUAGGGAGUAAUUAGGGUUUCGUUCUUAUUAUUGAAAUCUAGGAUGUUUUGAAUUUCUUUUUGUUCAUUUUCGUAGCUGGGAGUAGAAAAAAUUAAGGGUUAUGUUGGGAAAUUUUGGAAAUUUAGGGGGUUGUCCUGGGAGCUAUGGGAGCAUGUUGAAUUUGUACCGAGGAUUUGAAGUUGUUUGCUUUAGGGUUUAUUUUUGAUUAGGAGGAUAAUUUUAAGAUUAGAUAAUAGGUUUUUCUUACAUUUAGGGGUGGGGAAGUUUGUGUGAAAAAGUAGGGAUCGUAUUGGGAGAAAAAAAUGUUUUAUUCACAGUUUAUAUUGGCGAAGAAAGGUCCCUUGGGUACGAUAUGGAUAGCAGCUCAUCUGGAGAGGAAGCUCCGUAAGAAUCAGGUGGCUGAUACUGACAUCGGUGUAUCUGUUGACUCUAUUCUGUUUCCUGAUGUACCGAUUGCACUACGAUUGUCAAGUCAUCUUCUUCUCGGAGUGGUGAGGAUAUAUUCUAGAAAGGUGAAUUACCUUUUUGAUGAUUGCAGUGAAGCCUUGCUUAAGAUAAAGCAGGCUUUUCGCUCCACUGCGGUUGAUUUGCCACCGGAAGAAUCAACUGCGCCUUACCAUUCAAUCACUUUGCCAGAGACUUUUGAUCUUGAUGACUUUGAGCUGCCUGAUAAUGAGAUCUUUCAGGGUAACUAUGUUGAUCAUCAUGUUAGCUCAAGAGAGCAGAUUACGCUUCAAGAUACCAUGGACGGUGUUGUUUACUCCACAUCACAAUUUGGAUUGGAUGAACGUUUUGGUGAUGGUGACACUUCUCAGAUUGGUCUGCUUGAUGAGGAGCUUGUCCUAGAUAGGGUUGCAUCAUCCAAACAUGCUGGAGUGUCAGAAUAUGAUCCCCAAGGGUCAGAUGUACCACAAGAGCAAGUCCCAAGUAAUUCAGAAGCUAUGCCAAUGGAUUGCAGUGGGGAUCAGGUAGAAGAUCUCGCUGCAAAUUCUGAAUUUAUUGAUUAUGAACAAGAUCCAGGUACUCCUGGAUUAGUGGAGGUGCCUAACUUGUCUGGUGUUCAUGAGGAACUGACAGGUGGUGAUCAUGCAGAACCAGAACAUGACAAUCUUACAGAAUUGGCCAACUCAAAGUGUGUAGAAAAUGCUUCUAAUAAAUCAAAUCUUCACCAUGAAGAUAACAAUCCAUUGGAUCAGUCAUUGGAAAAUGAAAUAAAUCAUGAUGCUGUUGUUAUCGAGCCUCCUGAGAACGAUUGCCGUAUUAGUGACAUGGAGAAAGAACAAACUAAACCGCAUGAAAGUUCUCUCCCUGAUGCUGUGUCUGUGGAGUGUGCAUCUGCUGUUGGGACUGUCAGAGGACCUGAUGGUUUGGAUAGGGUGGAAGAGAUGCAUAAUGGCGGUAUGCACUCAAUUGAUAGAACUGACAGGGAAUGUGCAGAAUCUCCUAGCUGCUCCAAUGUCACCUUUGAUUUGGAUGAACCUGCUCGAAGAACAAGUUCAAAUAGCAACUGUGUGCCCGUGUCAGAUGGCAAUUUGGAAAAUGAUCAAGCAUUACAAAAAUUUGAAUUUGGGAAUGAAGCGGAAGCCACCUGUAAUUUGGAAGAAUCACAUGGCAAAGCAAUAGCUUCAAAUCCUUCCUGUCCAUUGGAAUCACCUAGUAGGCCAACAGUAAUUGAUGGAGAAGCUCAAGCUUUUCAAGAACCGAAUGUCUCUGAAAAUCUUAAAGAAACUGGUAUUCAUGAAGAGGUCUCGUCUGUUCAAUUUCUUGGGAGCAAUAAUUUGGCUGCUGCUGAGCAGAACUCUGUGGAUAUGUCCCAAAGGGAGGAGGAAGUUCAUGCUUCUGGAGCUCCAAUUGAGGUGCAAGGUGAAGUCUGCCAAACUCAGAUGUUGGAACCUGCUUUUUGUGGUCAUCAGUUGGAAAAUUCAAAUAGUUGUUCUAUGUCUGACUUGCCUGCACCUGAAAGGUUACUCUCUGCACCGGAAGAACUGCUUGAUAAACCAAGUGAUUUGCUGGUUGAGUCUACCCCAGACAAAGAGGUCCUAGCAGGGAAUGAUGAAAUUGAUGCUGGAACGAAACUCAUUUCAGGAAAAAAGCGAAGUUUAACUGAAAGUACACUGACUGUAGAGAGUAUAAACUCAGUUGAAUCAUUUGGCAGGCCCCAAUCCAUGAGAACUGCAGAAUCAGUUCCUGAUGAUGAUGACUUGUUGUCUUCUAUUUUAGUUGGGAGAAAAUCUUCAGUUUUUAAAAUGAAGCCAACUCCUCAGUUUGAAGUUGCAUCAAGGAAACGCACACGAUCUGCAGCAAAACCUAGUGCCACCAAGAGAAAAGUUCUUAUGGAUGAUACUAUGGUUUUACAUGGCGAUACAAUACGUCAGCAGUUGGUUAAUACUGAAGACAUACGUCGUAUUCGCAAGAAAGCACCUUGCACGCGCACUGAAAUUUCAUUGAUUCAGAGACGAUUCUUGGAAGAUGAAAUCUUUAGUGAAUCUGUACUUACUGGUAUGUCGGAUGACUUGACACGUUUGCACAGUGAACAAUAUGAUCUAAGCAGUAUCAGGAUUUCUGAAGGUGAUGAAAACCACGCAUCAAAUGAAGUAGCUAAGGAUUCAGGGUGCUCUGUCAGACCUGAUAUUGCUGAAGGUGGAUUUGAAGGGAGCUCUGUGCCUUUAAUUAAUGGCAAUGAUGAGCAAGUACAGUCUGUUGGUACUACUGUUCACACCAAAACUCAGCAGGGUGAAUACAGUGAUCUGAAUGAGGGUACUACUGUUCACACUGAAACUCGGCAGGGUGAACACAGUGAUCUGAAUUCUCAACAGGAUAGAAAUCCUGUCGAUGGGAUCACAGAAAUGGAAAUUGACAGAGAUAAUGCUGAAGCUGUUAAUGCAUCAAAUCACUUUGUUCUAAAUGAGUUUGGGGUGUCAUCCCCAACUAAUCUUGGUACUGAGUUUUUGUUGGAAGAAAGUAAAGCCAAUACAUCAGCUGAUGGUAGUAUAGCAGAAUGCUUUGCACCUAUUGAAAAUGGGACUAAUUCUCUUGUCACUUUACAAACUGGUGAGUCUGUGAAUGGUUCUGAAAAUGCAUAUGAAGCUGAAAAUGAUAAGGUUGAUGUGAUAGAUGAGGCUCAAGUUGAGGUUGCACUCUUGGAUCAUGAUGACAAGGACCCUAUCCGUAAGGAUAUUGAAGAAUGUAGAAUGGAUUCUACAUAUUCAGAAAAUGUUGAUGUGGUUCUGAACAAUGCUUCAUUAAAUACGGGAGAAACCUCAACCUUUCAGGAAGUUGAUGCAGUCAAUAAAGAAAUGACCUCUCUUGUGGAUAAUCAAGCUGAGUUUGAGGAUGUUGCCAUUGGAAAUGAUACAGAAUUCCUGAAUGUAGAUGAUGAUGAGCUAGGUGAAGAUGAUGAUAAUGGCAUGCCGGGCGGUGAUGAAAGUCGUCUUCUUGACAAUAGUGGAUGGUCUUCUCGUACCAGGGCUGUUGCCAAGUAUCUCCAGAAUUUAUUCGAGGAUGAAGCUGUACAUGGACGUAAGGCACUUUCUAUGGACAGUCUAUUGGCUCGUAAAACACGUAAAGAAGCAUCGAGGAUGUUUUUCGAAACACUGGUUCUUAAGACAAAAGAUUACAUCCAUGUAGAACAGGGGAAACCCUUCGAUGAUAUCUGUAUAAAGCCUCGAUUGAAGCUCUUAAAAUCAGAUUUCUGAUCCCUUUGCAUAGGAAAAAUAGCAGAUACGGUGGAAAUUGCCUUGUUGGUGUUGCUUUCAUGCUCAGCCUGCGGUGCUGAUUAUUUUGUUUCAAUCAAAAUGUUUGGUUAUAUUUUUAUUAUAUAAAAAAGAUGUUGAUUAGCAAAUGAAAUUUAAAUAGCUUAACAGUGGGGAGGGAUGUCACACGUCAUCUUUCAUGUUUGAUUGUAACGAGUAGGUAGGACAGUUGGACGGUAGUUAUGUGUGUGUAUGUAUAUAUAUUUAUAUAUGUAAAAUAUCUCAAUUUGCAAAUGAAGAUGCUAAUUUAUUUA
Gossypium raimondii (Peruvian cotton) is the source of this 4363-nucleotide messenger RNA. RefSeq names its product sister chromatid cohesion 1 protein 4. Gene Ontology annotation, biological process: replication-born double-strand break repair via sister chromatid exchange; mitotic sister chromatid cohesion; synaptonemal complex assembly. Gene Ontology annotation, cellular component: cohesin complex; synaptonemal complex. Lineage: Eukaryota; Viridiplantae; Streptophyta; Magnoliopsida; Malvales; Malvaceae. Gene Ontology annotation, molecular function: protein binding; chromatin binding. The record is from RefSeq and is a predicted model, not a curated record. The coding region runs from base 660 to 4052 and encodes 1130 amino acids. The transcript has 15 exons.